Messenger RNA from Neurospora tetraspora, 402 nucleotides. RefSeq lists its product as uncharacterized. The coding region runs from base 1 to 402 and encodes 133 amino acids. NCBI's taxonomy places the organism in Eukaryota, Fungi, Ascomycota, Sordariomycetes, Sordariales, Sordariaceae. The transcript is spliced from 2 exons. The record is from RefSeq and is a predicted model, not a curated record.
AUGGUCCAAAUCACCUCCCUCCUCCUCGCCACCGCCGCCUUCCUCAGUGCCGGCGUCUCCGCCCAAGUCCCCCACCACCCCUCCCCUCCCACCAACGCCUGCAACACCGGCGAAUUCUACUGCGGUGGUGAGCUCUUGGCCGGCCAAUACUACGACUACUGGAAGCUCCGCAUCGACAACGCCCUGCGGGCCGUCGGCCAAGUUCCCGACGGCACGCACGAGAGCGACUCGCUCUUCUAUUGCGCGAACGGAACCGCCGGCAGUGCGGUUCUCCAGUUCGACGAGUGGUGCAAGGCCAACGGCCGCCAGAACUGGGGCUGCCAGCCGCCUCAACGCGACCACUGCAAGACGAAUGUCGGGGGUGUUCUUGUUGAGAAGAAUUCUUGCUGCGAUGUUAACUAG